Molecule: messenger RNA, 4924 nt
Organism: Colletes gigas
Lineage: Eukaryota; Metazoa; Arthropoda; Insecta; Hymenoptera; Colletidae
Gene: RecQ4
Product: ATP-dependent DNA helicase Q4
Exons: 6
Coding region: 104-4741 (1545 amino acids)
Biological process (GO): double-strand break repair via homologous recombination
Cellular component (GO): chromosome; cytoplasm; nucleus
Molecular function (GO): zinc ion binding; ATP binding; four-way junction helicase activity
Source: RefSeq, a predicted model, not a curated record
CUUUUACGCGGUGAAUCCAUAACAUAAUCGUCGACCGUGCGACAUAACCUCCAAUAAAUGGUAGUUUGAUUUACGAAAAAGUUUUUUUAACCUCUGCAAAAAUAUGAAAAUCCUAGAAGAUCCAGUCUUUAAAACAAACUAUCAAAAAUAUAAAGUUCGUGUCAAACUAUGGGAAAGUCGCUUUACGGAAAAAUACGGACGCAAGCCUAACAGGAAUGACAUUAAAGAGGCUGACAUAAAAAUAAAAGAAUCAUAUAAAAUGUAUUGGAAAUUAAAAACACAAGCCUUAGAAGAAACUCUUACAGAUAUUACAUUUUCUGAUGAAAUACAAGACAAUGUUUCCGAUAAAACAUUAACACAGACAAUGGUAGAAGAAAUGGAAAAAGAUAACAAAUUAUUAGUGGAGGAGAAUAAGCAAAGUACAGAUAGUACAGAUGGAAAAGAUAUUGGAAAUAUAGAUGACAAGAAUGUAGAAAGUACAGAGAAGAAAGAUACAGAAAAUAUAGAUCCCCAUUGUCAUAAAAAUCAACCUAUCCUUGACAAUUCGGCAACAAAUAAAACUGAAUACAAAAAUGUGGAAGGUGUAUGGGGUGAUCACUUAAGUAAAAGCAACGAACAAGUGCCAAAAAAGAAACAAAAUCUACUUACAAGUAAAUCGUCUUCCUUUCAAUUAUCGCUAAAUAAAUUUACAAGCUCAAGUUUCACAAAAAGAAAUCCUAGAAAAUCACUGUCUAUGUCAAAGAUUAAAAGUAAAUCUGAAAAAAAUAUUGGCACCGGUACAAGUGAAAACGUUGAGCAAACCAAGAAUAGAGAUACAAGCAAGGAAAGUAGCCUUAAUGUCAAUGAAGACGUAACACCUAUGUUUGGUGAACCAGUAAAAGUUACAUACAUGAAACAAAAACCUAAUAGUCAGUCGAUUAGUACUGUACAGCAAUUAAUGGAAGGUUAUACGGUUAAUAGAAAUUUGAACCCAGGCUGGCUGCAGAGAUGUGCAAAGCAAAGUAAUUUGGAAUAUUCAUUGGCCGAUUUACAGACGCUCUCUGGUACGAGCGAUUCUGGAAUCGAAUCAAUGGAGACGAGUAUUCAAUCGCCUAAUGAAAAUAUCACGGUACUCGAGUCGACGACUAAAUUGUUACAAGUAUCGGACGAAGAAGAUUUUAUUUGUAAUAGUGACUCGGAAGAAGAACGUAGACACAAACGUAUCAGAAACAUUAACAAAAGAUUCAACGAUCAAGAGAAUUAUCCUGCUAAAAGAAUAUGCACCGAUAUUCGCACGAGUAUACCCGUUGAAAAACAAGUAUCAAAUACAACACAUCCCAUGUAUUCUAUUGAGAAUGUUAACACGCCUACCAACGUGCAAGCAAAAAGCAAUGAUACAGGCGAUAAAAGUAUAAAUAAUGUGACAAAUUUGAUCGAGGAUAGCAAAAAAUGUACGGAUGCAAGUGCAGAUAACAAUGAGAAUGCAGAGGCAAUAUCUACCGAAAUUCGUCCAUCUCGUCGCAAAACUUUUAGAAGAAUUAAACAAGCCUCGUCCGAUGAUUCUGAUCCAGAUUUCGAUGGAAAUGAUAAAAAGCAAAAAGUAUCAAAGAAAACACGAACAACUAGUACAAAAACACGGAAAAAUACAACGAGAGGAACAAAUUCGAAAAAGGAGAAGGCAAGCAAAGCUGGAACAAAGAAGUCCUCUAGAAAGAAAAAGAAUGUAGAAACAGAUGAGGAAGAUUUAUCAAAGUCUGAAGCUGCAAAUCCAGAAAACACGGUAAUUAAAAAGCCUCCGAUAUAUCCGAUAGAAACUUUGCAAGCUGUUCCACGUUUUGCUAUCAAUAAAAGCAAUCAGGGAAACCUUAUUGAACAAUGCACCAAAUCCGUUUCCUCGACAACUAAAAAUUCAAGCGUCGAUUCUGUCGUACCUACAACAAAACCGAAAGGACAAUUAACCGAUAAAGAGAAAUUAGAGAAGAAGGUUAUGGACGGGAAAAUAAACGAGAACUUCGUUAGAAUAAAUUUGAAGAAAAAGAUAUUUGUUCGCGGGAAAAAGAACUUUAAUUUCUCGAAGUAUAAAAAGAAUCAGUGGAAGCAAAGAAAGAAAGAAUUAGGAUCCGGAGAAGGUAGUUUAGACGUAGCCGAUUUCGUUGAGAAACAUAAUGUAUUGAAGUGCUUUCUCUGCGGGGACGUUGGUCAUUUUUCGAGGAAAUGUCCGAAUAGAAGAGGCGACGAUCUGAUACCGUUGGAAGAGGUAGACGAUGGUUCGCAGUUUCCUACUUUGGAAGAAGCCCAGCAGAUGGCUAGCCAAAAUGCAGUCCCAGCACACGCAAAUAGAAUUAAUCUUUUACCGAAAACCCCGUCUCAUUUUGCCACGGUGGAAAACAAAUCGGAGGUUAAGACUGACGAUAACGAUUUAUGGGAACCUAUCGAUGACGAAGAACUUCUAUGCGGGCAUAAAAUACCUGAGGAAUUAAUAUCAAAGUUAUUACCUCCCAAACUUGGCACUGUACGUCCAUUGUAUGAAGCUGAAGAAGACAAAUCGUGUAUCGAUACGCCGGCCGAAGUGUUCGAGACGUUACAGAAAUUUGGUCACGAGAAUUUCAAACCCGGACAAGAGAAAGCAGUGAUGAGAAUACUUUCUGGUCAAUCAACGUUGGUUACUCUAUCCACUGGUUCCGGGAAAUCAUUGUGUUACCAACUGCCUGCGUAUCUUUAUUCGAAACAUUCUAACUGCAUUACUUUGGUUAUAUCACCGUUGGUGUCUUUGAUGGACGAUCAAGUGACGGGCGUGCCAGCAUUUUUAUCCGCAGCGUGUCUGCACACAAACCAAACGGAAAAAGUACGAAACAACGUGAUGGAAAACCUAAAGCACGGAAAAGUGAACAUUUUGUUAGUCUCUCCAGAGGCUGUGGUAGCCGGUGAAAAAUCAACCGGUUUCGGUGCUAUAUUUAGACAUCUUCCACCGAUUGCUUUUGCGUGCAUAGACGAGGCUCACUGUAUAUCGCAAUGGUCCCAUAACUUCCGUCCAUCCUAUCUCAUGGUGUGUCGAGUUCUCCGUGAAAAAUUAGGCGUACAAACAGUGCUAGCUUUGACUGCCACCGCGAGAACGGUUACCUGUGAAAGUAUAGUAAAGCAUUUAGACAUACAUGACGGAAUGGCGGGUGUCAUUUCUGACAUUCCAAUGCCGACGAACCUAUUGCUGACAAGUUCCAAAGAAGAAAACAAGAACGAAGCUUUGAUAAAAUUGUUGGAAAGCGAAAGGUUCCAGGAGUGUGAUUCGGUUAUCGUUUACUGUACUCGUCGUGAAGAGUGCGAACGAAUCGCUGGUCUUCUAAGAGCGUCUAUACCGGAAACGCAUAAUCCCAAUAAACGUAACAGCAAACUCUCUACCGUCGCGGAGCCGUAUCAUGCUGGUUUAUCGGCCUACCGUCGGAAAACUGUACAGAAGGCAUUCAUGAACGGGAAUAUUAAAAUUAUCGUAGCUACGGUUGCUUUCGGUAUGGGUCUGAACAAACCAGAUAUUCGUGCCGUAGUUCACUAUAAUAUGCCUGGAACGUUUGAAAGUUACGUUCAGGAAGUCGGAAGAGCCGGACGUGAUGGACUCGUAGCACAUUGUCACGCAUUUUUAAAUCCCAAGGAGGACAAAGAUAAAUGGGAACUGCGCCGACAUAUUUAUGCAAAUGGCGUGGACAGACAUACGAUCAGGCGUUUGCUCGAAAAAGUUUUUAUUCCGUGCUCGUGUUCGAAGUUACGCGAAAAUAAUGAUGACCGUAGAUGUCCUGGUCAUGAAGUCGCUAUACCCAUCGAUGAAACGGUCGAAGCUCUAGAUAUUACCUCGGAAUCCAUUUCGACCCUUUUAUGCUACCUUGAGCUACACCCUAAACGAUUCAUCACGGUUCUUUCGUCGGUGUAUGUAAGAGCUAGGGUAUCGAGUUACAGUGGACCUACGGGGUUGAAACAAGCCGCGCAAUCAUCUCCGCCACUGGCAAUGGCAAUAGCAAUGGACCUGCAAAAAGGUAUUUCUCACGAAAAUAGUAACGUUAUCGAGUUUCCGGUUGUGGACAUAGCGUCCGCCAUUGGUUGGGAUAGCGGUGUAGCGAAGAGUCAUCUUAAAAGUUUAGAGUGGAAAACAGGUGUGCUUUCGCGAAUAAUUAGAUACUUUAUUUUAAAAUAUAAAAUAUACUCAAUUUUUCCUUGUCUUUCAGUUAACGGAUGUUCAAAGCGUUCGGCUAUUUCGGUAAAAUAUGACACGCUUGGUUUAAGAGUGAGAGCUCCUGGUGAUCUUACAGGAAACGAACUGGACGAAGCACUCGACGCUUUGUAUAGUCGUGCACAGUCUCAAGAAACCUCGGCUAUACAACAACUCGAAACAAUUAGCUUAACACUUCACAAAUUUAGCAUGAAAUCAGUGAAAGAGUGUUUAAUAACGAAUGCAGAAAUUACUGACAAAUCUGAUCAAUUAAAGAAUGUUAUUAGAAAAUACUUCGCAGGAGAAGUUCUGUUGGAUAUUGAUUUGAAGCAACAAAUGAAGUUGACAAACGAAGACGAAGUCGCUGGUGACGUUCGAAAUUUAAUUAUAAACUAUCGAGAUGUUAAUUUCAAUGGACGUGCUAUUGCUCGCAUUUUCCACGGUAUACAAAGCCCGAAUUAUCCCGCCUACAUUUGGAAUAAAUGUCGCUUCUGGAGGUUACAUCUUUCGUGCAACUUCAACGUUCUGUGCCAAAUUGCGACAAGAGAAAUUUUGGCAUUACGCUAGGAGAGUAUAUUUUCAAUGUUUUUUUAAGGAUAAACUUUGAUUCUGCUAUUGUUACGGCACAAUACAGCAGAAUUUUUUGAACAGUAAUUAUCACAAAUAUUUGAACGAUACGUAAAUGAUCUCCAUAAUUUAUUCGUGAUAGAUCGUUAUCUGAACUUCAGAUCGAUACGUGAUGUGGACAGA